Molecule: messenger RNA, 1854 nt
Organism: Camellia sinensis
Lineage: Eukaryota; Viridiplantae; Streptophyta; Magnoliopsida; Ericales; Theaceae
Product: Protein kinase superfamily protein
Biological process (GO): protein phosphorylation
Molecular function (GO): ATP binding; protein kinase activity
Source: RefSeq, a predicted model, not a curated record
UUAUCUCCUUCACUCCUCUAUCAAAGGAAUAACCAACUCUGAAACAUAUUACCAUUUUUAAUUCUCUCAUUCUGUGUCUUCUCUCUCUCUCUCUCUCUCUCUCUCUCUACCCACAUGAAGAAGAGAAGAAGAGGGAUGAACACCUAAUAUAUGUAGAUAUAUUCUAUUCAAAUUAUUACAGUUCUCCCAAUCCCAAGUAACAAAUUCAAAAACGCUGCAACAAUUUGAGAGAAACCCAACAAAGCACCAAAACAAUAAUGUCUGUGGAAGUUGUAGAAAUUGAAGAGAGCCCAAAAACAGAGUCGGUCGAUGAAAUAGAAAAAGAGGCCGAUGGGGACAAUGAAUUGUCAUCGCCGAGAGGUGUAUUGGAGGUCCCUGUUUCGGGUUCGUCAGACUCCGAUAACAGCAGUAUCAGCAGUUGCGAAUCGUCAGGGUCGGAGCGAUCGGUGGUUCACAGAGCUUUGUUUGGGGAGAGUCAGGGUGGUUUGCACUGGAAAAAUUUCAUUGACACCAUAAAGAUGAAAUCAGUGAGACGGUUCACCACCAUUCCAUUGUUGUCUGGGUACGAUAUUUCGAAGAAGAACUUGAUAAAGAAAUUGGGGAGGAAUCAGAGUGCGGAUGAUGAUAUAGAUUGCGGUGAUAUGGUGGUGCCCAAACCAUCAUGGAGGAGCUUCAGUCGGACCGAGCUCGUCGCUGCAACCGACAAUUUCAACUCCGAGAAGCUGAUUGGGAAAGGGGGUCAUGCGGAAGUUUAUAAGGGGUGCUUACCGGAUGGUCAAGUUGUGGCGGUGAAGAGAAUAACAAAAAACACAGAAAAAAAGGAGGACAGAGUCAGUUCUUACUUAACUGAGCUUGGGAUUAUAGCUCAUAUCAACCACCCAAAUGCUGCUAAAUUGAUUGGGUUCAGUGCUGACGGUGGCUUGCACCUCGUCGUCCAAUUUUCUCCCCAUGGAAGCCUUGCUUCUCUGCUUCAUGGUGCAAAUGAGAGUCUAGCAUGGAAGAUAAGGUUUAAAGUGGCUCUUGGGGUAGCUGAAGGACUGCAGUAUCUCCACUGUGAAUGCCCGAGGCGCAUAAUCCACAGGGAUAUCACAGCCUCAAACAUAUUACUCGCUGAAGACUAUGAACCUCAGAUAUCUGAUUUUGGGCUAGCAAAAUGGCUCCCUGAAAAAUGGCUUCACCAUAUUGUCCAUCCCAUCGAGGGGACUUUCGGAUACAUGGCUCCAGAAUAUUUCAUGCAUGGAAUUGUGGAUGAGAAGACUGAUAUAUUUGCAUUUGGGGUGCUGUUAUUGGAAAUUAUAACUGGUCAUCAUGCAGUUGAUUCAUAUCGACAAAGCCUAGUGAUGUGGGCAAAACCGUUGUUGGAAAAUAGCAAUGUGAAGGACAUAGCAGAUCCUAGCUUGGGAGAUGCAUAUGACUCUGGUGAAAUGAAACGUGUUAUGUCAACAGCAUUGGCAUGCCUUCAUCACUUACCUGACAUGCGCCCAAACAUGACCCGGGUAGUGCAGCUGUUGAGAGGAGAGGGGGGACAAAUAGAGGUGAAACAGAAGUCAAUAGGAGGGAGAGCUAUCAUUUUGGAUGCAUGUGAUUUGGAAAACUACACUUCUACAUGUUACCUCAAAGACCUCAAUCGCCAUAUGCAACUUGUUUUGGAAGAAAAUAAUAAUAUGGCUGCUUAGUAGUUUAGUUUAUUCACCUUUUUGCUGUCUGUUGGCACAAAUUAUGGUUUCUUCCAAGAGUGAGGAAUGUUUUCUGAUGGCCAACAGCUAUAUAUAUUUUUGUAACAAUCAAGCAUCCAAAGUUGGGUUUCUGUAUUUAUUCCAAAUAUAUAAAUAUUUUUGAAUUUUUUUUUAUUUA